UAAAUCAAGGCAGCAGGUUCCUGACAGACCUCAGAGGGAACUGUCUGACCGUUGGAGCCAUUUCUUAGCGAACUCCAGCUCUGUCUGUAGGACGCUGAAAAGCCAAGAUGAAGACCCUGCUCUGUCUGACCGUGCUCUCUGCCAGCCUGGCUGUCUGCCACGGAGCCUGCUUUCUGAUGAACAACAAAGUGCAGAUAAAAGAGGGUGAACUGGUGUUUCCGCAAGCGUGUUUGGAUCCUUUAGAUAAAAGUGAGCACCCAGUUGGAGCCACCUGGAAUUCCCGUCACUGCCUGAGGUGCACCUGUGAGGGCAUGACCAUGUCAUGCUGUACAAGAUAUGGCGGCGUCGUGAAGGCCCCCGAAGGGUGUGAAGCAACCAUUGAUGAGGAGCAGUGUGAAUAUAAAUUCCAUAAGAAGAAUGACCCCUUUGCGCCAUGCACCCCAUUUUAAAAACAUGCCGUUUCCAGCAGGGGAAAGUAAAUAAAUCGCAUGUUUGCAUCUGA
Messenger RNA from Malaclemys terrapin pileata, 502 nucleotides. Its product is annotated as small serum protein 2-like. The transcript has 4 exons. Bases 108 to 449 code for a protein of 113 amino acids. NCBI's taxonomy places the organism in Eukaryota, Metazoa, Chordata, Testudines, Emydidae. The record is from RefSeq and is a predicted model, not a curated record.